GAUGACCAAAUUUCAACCAAAAAGCUGAUAUCAUAACAAACAAAAUAUAAUCGAAUGUAACAAUUAAAGUUUAAUCAUUAGAGAUGACAUCACUCUUUAAAACUUUAGAUAAGAAUUGCAAGUCAUCAAACAUUCAAUUAAGGCCAAAUGGAAGCAACGGUUUGUGGCUGAUAAUUUUAUUGUUCAUUUGCUUCCUUCAAACUAUUCUACGCAAUCCAGCUACAAUACAAAUCAACUAUGAACUCUUAACAGUAUUACUGUUUGGAAUGUCUUUGCAAACAAUAUCAGCAAUUUUUAUUGUUUACAUUGAAGAAAUUCAUUUCAUAUCAAAAGUGAUUACAAAGUUAAUACCAACUGUUGUAGUUUCGUUGAUAUUAAACCUCGUACUGAAACAAGAUGUACUAUUUAGCAUAACAACUAGCUUCAUCGUGCUGACUGCUUAUCAUUUCAUUUACAUUUUUCUAAUGAAGUCGCUGCCUUUUAGUUUCACUCUUGGUGAGGCUGCUGUUGUUGCUCAAGGAAUAUCACUCUUCCUGUAUAAUUUCUACCUCAAAAUACCAACAUUGAGAGAACAUCAAUCACCUGAUCAAAGCAUAAACUCCAUCUUGUCAAUAGGAAUAUUUGGAAUCAUUGUCAUUGUUCUGACUGUUCGAAUUGCUCCAGUCUUCAGAAAGUGGCCAAUGUUUUAUCUACUUUUAAUUACAAUAACUUUUAUGAUCUGCAUUUUUCCAAUUGACAAUAAGAUUUCAUUUAUUAUUCUCAUCGAUUUUAUUACAAACGAUAUCGAUCGAAUACUCAUCGUGGGAGUUUACGUUGGACUUUUGCUUAUCGCAGGUUUUGCUGUAUGCUUCCAAAUAAGAAAAAAUCAAAAAGGAUCAACCAGCAAUAGAAAAAUAUUCCAUAUACUCAUCGUCAUGGUUUAUGUGCCUGGUCUCAUCUAUCAGUGUCAUCUUCUUUAUGUGGCCUCUGUUAUAAUAUUCGCCAUUUUCAUCAUCCUAGAGGUAGCACGAGUAAUUGAACUUUAUCCAGUUGCUUCAAUUUUAGAAACAAGUGUUGAAGCUUUUAUUGACGAGAAAGAUGCUGGAAAAGUUGUAUUAACACCAAUUUAUUUACUUGUUGGCUGUUCGUUACCAAUGUGGAUACACAAUUCACCCUGUGAUUUAUUGGGAUCAUCAAGUACUGAACUGUUACCAUUGCUCUCUGGAGUUCUCUCUAUUGGAAUUGGAGACACAUUUGCGAGUUUUAUUGGAUCAAGAAUUGGCAAACAUAAAUGGUUUAAAUCUGCCAAAUCUGUUGAGGGAACUCUUGCAAACAUCAUUGCUCAAGCAAGUUUUCUUUAUCUUCUUCACAUCAUGAAAGUGAUUUCAUUGGAUAUGAAAUUAAUGGCUAUUUCUGGUGUCGCAAUACUAUUAAACAGUCUUGUCGAGGCUUUAACUGAUCAAGUCGAUAAUCUUGUGAAAAUGAAUGAAUUGGACGCCUUAAGACAAGAAGCUGAAACAUUAAAAAAUGCUAUUCGUGAUGCACGAAAAGCAGCAUGCGACACCAGCCUCGUGCAGGCAACGAAUAAUUUGGAACCAAUUGGACGCAUUCAAAUGCGCACCAGACGCACACUUCGUGGUCACUUAGCCAAAAUUUAUGCCAUGCAUUGGGGAAGUGACUCAAGAAACCUAGUGUCGGCUUCGCAAGAUGGUAAAUUGAUUGUAUGGGAUUCACAUACAACAAAUAAGGUACACGCCAUACCAUUACGUUCAUCAUGGGUCAUGACAUGCGCAUAUGCACCAUCUGGCAGUUUUGUUGCAUGCGGCGGCUUGGAUAAUAUCUGUUCAAUAUAUAGCUUAAAGACUAGAGAAGGUAAUGUGCGUGUAUCACGUGAACUGCCGGGCCAUACUGGCUACUUAUCCUGUUGUCGAUUCUUGGAUGAUAAUCAGAUAGUAACAAGUUCUGGUGACAUGUCAUGUGGCUUGUGGGAUAUCGAGACAGGCCAGCAAUGCACAUCAUUUUUGGGACAUACUGGUGACGUUAUGGCUUUGUCAUUGUCGCCACAUUGUAGAGCAUUUGUAUCCGGAGCAUGCGACGCUUCAGCCAAAUUAUGGGAUAUCCGGGAAGGACAAUGCAAGCAGACGUUCCCAGGACAUGAAAGUGAUAUUAAUGCCGUUACAUUCUUUCCCAAUGGAUUUGCAUUUGCAACUGGCUCUGACGAUGCCACCUGUCGUUUGUUUGACAUUCGUGCUGAUCAGGAAUUGGCAAUGUAUUCACACGAUAACAUCAUUUGUGGUAUAACAUCGGUAGCAUUCUCAAAAUCUGGACGUCUCUUGUUGGCCGGCUACGAUGAUUUCAAUUGUAACGUAUGGGACACAAUGAAAGCUGAACGAGCUGGCAUCUUAGCUGGUCACGAUAAUCGCGUAUCAUGUCUAGGCGUUACCGAAAACGGCAUGGCCGUUGCAACAGGGUCAUGGGAUUCAUUUUUACGUGUAUGGAACUAAUUUAAUUAAACACAAACAAAUCAUCUUUAACUCCUUCUCAGAAUUUACUUUAAUUUUCCUUAUUAUUGACGAUAAGGAUACGAAACACGUUACAAGAAAAACAAAAACAAAAAAAAAACAAAACAAAAAAUAUCAAAAGAUGAGCAUUAUGUAAUCGAGAAAAGAAAGAGAAGAAAAGUUUGAUGCAAAAUAAGAAAAGCUAUGAGAAUGUAAACAAUUUUUGGUCAAUGCUGACAUCUAAAUUUAUCCAGAGAAAAGUUAAACCCAAAACAUAUUGCAAGACACUAAAAAGGUAUUACCCUCCUUUUGUUUCGAUAUCUCUUGUGUUAUUGAAAGGAUAUGAUGAUAGAGAAAGAGGUUCGUUUGGAAAAGUGAAACCAAAAAGAAAAAAAUUGCCAUAAAUGCUUUUUUUUAAUAUCAAAUUCAUUCAUUCAGUGUCCGUGCAAAGAAAAAGGGUUUUUCUUUAAAGUUUAAACAAACACAAAAAGAGAACUUUUUGAAUUGAAUGGAAUUUGUUUUUCUCAUUGAUUUGCAAUCAUUCGCAACACAAUUACAAAAAUUUAUCGUCAGAAAUGAAGAGGAAGAAGAAGAAUGACAUUCACCAACAUUUAUUUCUCAAUUAUGACAACUUUCUGAGUUGAAAUUGAAUAAAAGCUUUUAGUUUCUCAAAUAAGCUCAUCGAAUUGCUAAGAAGCUAAUUUUAAAGGUAUUUUGGUCAUGAAUGAUAAAGUAGUUAGUUACUUUAUUAUGAUAUUGACACUUCUGAGCUUUCUUCUUUUUUGUUUUCGUAACAUAAAUAUUCCUUAAUUCAUAAUUUUUUUAGUAUCUUUUUUUUCUUUCCUUCCUUCUCAAUAUAAAUGUGCUUAGAAAGGUAAUAAAAAAUAAGAUUUCAAACAUUUGGGAACUGUUCACAUAUAAUAUCACAUGCAUGUUACAUAAGAAAAAGGCGCUCAGUUACAAUGAUGACGUCCGCACAAAAGAGAAAAACAAAAAACAGAUAAAAGUGGUUUUGUCUAAUAAUAGCCAGCUUUUGUUGUGAUAUAAUAUGCGUACGAAUCCUUUUAAUUUAUUUAAGCUUCAUAAACAAACAAAUUUUCGAUGAGAUAAGGUUCACCAUAAAAAUUUCAUUGGAAUCCUCCGAUUAUAUUGCACAAACCAAAUGAAAUAUUGCGCAAAAAUAAAAGAAAAUUUAAUUUAAGAUUCCAAUUUCAUUUAAUUGGACUGUCUGAAUUAUGAUGAAAAGAAAAAGUUUUAUUUUUUACUAUUUUUACUAUAAAAUCUCUUUUUGCCUUCUUCGUUUAAUAUUUUGGUUAAUUAUUUUUAGUCAUUAUUAUUUAAGGCCCAGACUAUGCAAAACUGAAACAAUAUAAUUUUAAAUAUAUUAUUUUAUAAGAAAUAUUAAUGUAAAGAAGCACUGAGCGACUUUUAUUUUCUUCGUAUUAGUUGAUUGUGCGAUUUUUCUUUUGCGUUCCAUGUGUCCGAAAUAAGAAUUUGGUUUUUAUUUUGAAUGUUCCAUGGAUGUUUAUAAGAAAAUUUCACAAUAAUUUUAGACUAACAAUCGUGUAAACAGCAAAGAGCAUAAGCAUUAAUCACAUUUUAUUAAUAAUUUUAACAUAAUGAUAUACAAAAUAAUUUUUGAAAACAUUAACAGAAAUCAUUAUGCAUUAAAUGGAGAUGAAUAAAUCGUACAGAACCAAAUAACUUUUUUCUUCUUUGUUUUUAAUUUUAUUAAAUUAUUAUUUUUGCUUUCAUAUUAUAUUAUUGUGUCUGAGUUGUUUUUUGAGUCUUAAUUGUGAUUUUGCCUUUUGAAUUUAAACAAGCAAAUUACGAGAGGGUAAUUUUAUUAUUUAACAUAUCCAAAGUGUUCACACAGCAUAACAUAAAAAAUUACAAAUCCCCUUUUCCAAUUGACAACAUAAUAAACUUUCAUAAACGGAAACAUUUAUGAAUCUGGUGGGUUUAUAGAACGCAGAGGAAAAUUAAGAGAAAACGAGACCAAAAUACGAUUUUUUUUAUAAUUUUCUACUUAAUGAAAUAAAGAAAAAAAUCUCUGAUUAAUGUUAUAUGAUGUCAUAGUGAAAUUAGCAUUGAGAGUACAGUAGGUUGAGCAUUUAGUUAAACACUAAAAAAAAGAUUUAGGAAAAUGUAACAUUAAAACCUUUUAUUUUCCUUUUCGCUCGUAUAAGUAAACAAUCGGGAUGAUUGUUUAUGAUUGCUUUUAUUUCUUCAUAUUAGAUAUGAAAAUCAUUAAUCAAGAAAAAAAAACCUUUCAUUCAGUCUUACUAAUUUUGCACUAAAAUAAAAAAUAAGGAAAUCGCGAAAUAAUGCAUCAAAAAUAAUGAGCAAAACUAAUUGCACAAAACGGUUAAUGAAAAAAAAUUGAAGCCAACGCAGCUAAUCAUCGUGUGAUUCAAUAUAUAAUUUUACUAAAUUAAUUUUAAUCAAUUUUAUAGAAUUAUUGGUUCAUUGCUUCAAUUAACUUAUCUCAAGUAAAUUAAAAUCAUUGCAUGAGAUGAGACAAAAGAAUUGUAAAAAAUCGUGUGAAUGAGUAGAGAACCAUAAGCAAGCUUUUUUAUAUUCUCUCAGUAAGGAAUUAAAAAAACUGUGAAAGUAUAAAUGAAAUAUCAACUGACUCUACUCAUUUAACUUCAAUUUAAAAACUAAAAUUCAUAAUUUUCCUCGGAAUGAGGAAAGCUUUCUUCAUUUCAUCUUGUUACAAUGCAAACUUUGUUUUUACGUUUUUUGUAAUAUUGGCCAUUAAAGUCACAUACAAAAAUACACGUUCCGCUUCCGAAUUGCGCAUUUACAUUUUUUUAAAUACACAUAUGAAAUGAAGUUUCUUUUUCAACUCGUAGAAACGAUGAUAUGUAAAAGUAUUUUGGCUACACUCUUUCAAAAAAGAGUAUUGAUGAAUUGAGAAAGUGUGAAACCGACUAACAUAAUUAUUUCUUUAAUUCGAUCAGCAAACAAACAAACAAAAAUCAUUUUAAAAGUUCCAUUAACCUUCUUUGAAUAGUGGAAUCGAAGACCAAACAACAUCAAUACCUAUAGAUAAGAUCCUCUUAGAUAGAACACGAGAUCGAAUUAAUUGGGCUCAAGAAAUAAUUUUUAUGCAUUUGGCUUCGCGUUUUCAACAACAUAAGAUUCAUUCAAAAUUGCUCAAAGGUGUAGCUAAUAUUUAUAAACUUCAUUUUCAUUCUAUCGAGAUGAAAGAUAUCUGCAUAAGUGCUUUGUUACAAUGUCGCAUUAUUCCGUUCAUGCUUCAAUUUUGCGAAACACCGUUUUUUAUAUAAAACAAAUCGUGAUGUCUUUGAUGUUCUUUAAGGAAAAAAACUAGAAAAUUAAAAAAAUUGAAUCAAAAAUUAUAUAGAAAGUUUGAUUGUAGCAUGGAUGCAAGCCAACGAGAUUUAAAUCGGGUGCACGCUGUAACAAUUCACUUUAAAAAAUUAUGCAAAUGAUGUGCAAUUCAGAGUUAUUGACAAUGUCUUUCUAAGAAUAAGGAUUAAGCGAGGAUUAAAAAAAACAUGAUGAUUUAAAGCAACAUUUAAAAGUUAUCAUUUUUUCUUUGGAAGUUAGUAAUUAGGGAAUAUUUAAAUGUAUAUAUUACCAUAAAUUAUUGCAUAACAAAAGUAAACAUGAUUGGGUAAACCAAAUGAGUAUAAAAAGUGUCAUACCACACAAAUGAGAAAAAGAAUUCAGAGUUAAAUCAACAUUAUAAAAAUUUAGUGAAACUAUAUCAAUCAGAAAUUGGCCCGGAUGGACAGUCAUGCAAAUAAAAUGAAAUAAAACUGUAGACAGAAUAAUUGGAUAAUUAAAUUUAAAUAGAAGCUUUCCUUAAAAAUCGCAAAAUUCUUUUCAUUUUAUUUUAUGAAAAUCAGAUAAAAAAAAUCUUAACAGGAAUAAGAAACAAAAUUUUUAAAGUGCAUUCGUCACAAUGAGUUUCGAGAGUAGAAAUAAAAACCAAUUAAUCCAAAAUUCAUUUAGAAAAAAGAAAUGGAAAAGCCGUAAAUAAUUUUCAUAAAAAAUGAACGAUUUGCUUUGAUUUUGGUUGAUAGAAAGAACGAUUCUAACGAAACGAAAUUAGUCAAAUUGAUAAAGUCAAGUGUCUGACGGUGCAUAUUCCAUCUCAUGCCGAAUUAAAAACAAAAAGUUUAUCUUCUUUAACAGCUCGAAAAGAUUUUAAAAAUAAAGUAAUGAAAAAUCAGAACAAAAUUGUUAAUUUGUGAAGUAUGAAGCAUAAUUCAUUGCAUUAUUGUCGUCGAAUGAAGAUUUAAAAAAAAUUAACACACAAAAAUAUAUACAUAAAAUAUAUUUAUAAUAACGCUUUUUUACUAUAUUUAUAAACAUAAAAUUCAAAACAAAAACCAAAAAAAUCAAGAUGACUAAAAUGGAGAAAGAGAACCCUUUAAACUUGAACACAGCAUCACACUAAACACAAAUUAAAACCUUCAUGUCUAUAGCUAUAGAAGCGAGAAAGAAAGAAAAAAUCCAACAAUUAUUUAUAGUUUAUUAUGAAUUUUUAUACUAUCAUUAAUACUAACAAUCAAAGGUUACAAACUUAUUACAAACUCCUUUCUCUUUAACUGCAAACAAAUCAAAAAUGAAACUUUUUGCAACUUUUUCGUUCAAGUUUUCUUUCAAUUCUUUCAUCACAGAACUUUUAAUAGAAAAUUUCCGUUUCCAAAGAGUAAGAAAUAUAAUGAAAAUCUUUAAAACUAUUUUGAAGGGACUAUAUUAAGAGCUAAUAUAAUGUUAAAGAAAUAAAAUCAUUAAGCUAUCCAUCAAAAAGAAGAAAAAAAAAUGAAUAAAAAUAUUGAGAACUAAUGAUUAAAUUUAAUACCUAAGGAAAGAAAUGUAAAUUGUUUUCUGUGUUUAAUAAAUAAUUAAAAAUGAAAUAAUAAUAUGACAGAAAAAUAAAUAAGAAAAAGAAAAAUCACAACACAUUGAAAUCUUAUUUUUAAAUCAUUUCAAACAAAAAUUUAUAAUAGAAACAUCAAAGAAAAUUUCCUAGACAUUAAAGAAAAUAAAAUUUCAAAUCAAAUGAUGAUGAUUUAAAAAUUUGAUUUGAACAAAAAAUGAAAUAAAAAUAAAGA
This is a messenger RNA of Clunio marinus, 7576 nucleotides long. The record is from the annotation of a GenBank genome assembly. NCBI's taxonomy places the organism in Eukaryota, Metazoa, Arthropoda, Insecta, Diptera, Chironomidae.